UUGACCUUUGAAAGCAAAACAGCAGGUGGAGAGCUAAAACCAGGCGGCUCGGGACACAUCGGGAAGAAGUUCAAUAGAGGAAAUAUUAAAACAUACUCUCUCCUAAGUUGACCAGGGACUGCAGGUGUAACGAUGAGGUCCAACGCCGGCCGUGUGGCCGCCGUUUGAGUGUGGCAGAGUACAGGAGAGCACUGUUGGCUUGUGAGGAAGUAGCGAAGGUGAGACAUUAGACUAAUGGAGGGAGAAGACAGGGCAGCCAGGGCAAGGCCCAGCCUUUUGACGGCCCUUCAGGAGCAGCUGAUCUCGGCCCUGCUGGAAUCUGGACUGUCCCGUGACAUCUUGGUCCAAGCCAUGGGGGAACUAGAGCAAAACAGGACAGGUGUUGGUGCAGAGAGGGGAGAGAGGGGAGAUGGAGAGAGCUCCGAAGAGGGAGAAAUGGACUUCCCCCCGCCUAUAUUCCGAGAUUUGGAGAGGCUUUCUCCGGAGAAGGCGUCCAAGCUGAAGGCUGAAGUCGACCGCUUAUUGCAGGAGGACCCCUGGCAGGUUGCAAAGAUAGUGAAAACCUACAUGCAGCAGCACAACCUACCUCAGAGAGAAGUGGUGGAGUCCACGGGACUGAACCAGUCCCACCUCUCCCAGCACCUCAACAAAGGUACACCCAUGAAGAACCAGAAGCGAGCUGCUCUGUACAGCUGGUACGUCAAGAGGCAGUACGAGAUCAGCCAGCAAUUUACCAACGCCAAACACGGCCUUACAACUAUGGAGGAGCAAGCGGACGAGGCCAAGAAAGGACGGAGGAACAGGUUCAAAUGGGGUCCAGCGUCCCUGCAGAUCCUCUUCCAGGCCUACGACCGACAGAAGAACCCCAGCAAGGAGGAACGAGAGGGGCUGGUGGAGGAGUGCAACAGGGCAGAGUGUCUUCAGCGGGGGGUGUCUCCUUCCCAGCUCGCCGGACUGGGUUCCAAUCUGGUCACUGAAGUCCGAGUGUACAACUGGUUUGCCAACCGCCGUAAAGAGGAGGCCUUCCGCCACAAGCUAGCCCUAGACACACCUUUCACCACCCAGUUGGUCUCCUCCUCUAACGCUACCCUUCCACCGAGUCCUGAGCCUGGUGUGAAAUACAUCCAGCAGAUCUCAUGUGACACCGUCAUCUCAUGUAGAAGUAGCGCUGGGGAGAGAGUGGGGCGUGUCUUGGCCAGUCCUGUCCAACUGGAGCCCAGUCACACACUCCUUGAGACCCAUAACCCCAAGCUGGUGAGAGUAUCUGAUCAUAACUUCAUUCCUUCACGAGGCUGCCAUCCAAAUCCUGAUCUCCGUUGGUUGCAGGUGUCCAGCAGCGGCCCACUGCCCCCAGUAAGCACUCUGACCUCUCUACACAGUCUGUCUGCCACCCCGGCAUCUUCUCAGAGCCUCAUCAUGGCCUCCAUGCCCAGCGUCAUGAGCCUGGGAGAGUCUUCUCUUCUCAUUGGUUUGACCUCCGCGCAGCCGCAGAGCGUGCCCGUCAUUAACAACAUGGGAGGCGGCUUCACAACUCUGCAGCCAAUCUCGUUCCAGCAGCAGCUUCACGCCUCGCACCAGCAGCCGCUAUCACAGCACCUUCAGAGUCACAUGACUUCCAAUCCGUUCAUGGCAACCAUGGCGCAGCUGCCGUGUCACAUGUACAACAAGUCGGAGUCUCCUCAGUAUCACUCAUCCAGUCUGCUGUCUCAGGCCAUGGUGAUCGCCGACAGCAGCCUGGGGACGCUGACCAGCCUGGCUGCAGUCAGACAGAUUCUCACAGCUGAUCCCGAGGAACAGACAGACCCGCCUUUACAGGAAGACGCUUUACACAUGCAGCCACACACGCCUGGGCCAGCUUCCUCCGAGACCCUGGAGCUCUAUCCCUCCUCUCAGAUGACAGAACGUCAUCAGGUUCAUCUCCUCUCACCUUCACCGGCAGACAUCAGCUCCUACAUGCCGACACAACUGGUGUCCACAGCGCAGUGAACCCCCCGGGAGUGCCAGGGUGUUUGGGACAGACGGCUCAGAAAAACACCGGAGACACAGGGACCACACAUUACAGGACUGUCUCAGAAAAUUAGAAUAUUGUGAUAAAGUUCUUUAUUUUCUGUAAUGCAAUUAAAAAAACAAAAAUGUCAUACAU
Cololabis saira (Pacific saury) is the source of this 2143-nucleotide messenger RNA. RefSeq names its product HNF1 homeobox a (gene hnf1a). Gene Ontology annotation, biological process: insulin secretion; regulation of transcription by RNA polymerase II; liver development. Gene Ontology annotation, molecular function: RNA polymerase II cis-regulatory region sequence-specific DNA binding; DNA-binding transcription factor activity, RNA polymerase II-specific. The record is from RefSeq and is a predicted model, not a curated record. Gene Ontology annotation, cellular component: nucleus. The transcript is spliced from 9 exons. Lineage: Eukaryota; Metazoa; Chordata; Actinopteri; Beloniformes; Belonidae. The coding region runs from base 235 to 1986 and encodes 583 amino acids.